Penicillium macrosclerotiorum is the source of this 216-nucleotide messenger RNA. It is a transcript of the gene grg1, whose product is annotated as putative glucose repressible protein Grg1. The coding region runs from base 1 to 216 and encodes 71 amino acids. The record is from RefSeq and is a predicted model, not a curated record. NCBI's taxonomy places the organism in Eukaryota, Fungi, Ascomycota, Eurotiomycetes, Eurotiales, Aspergillaceae. The transcript has 3 exons.
AUGGAGACUGUCAAGAACGCUGCCAACUAUGUCGUCGAGACUGUCCAAGGUGCCGGUGCUGAGGCGUCCAAGGAGGCCAACAAGAGCGUGGCAAAAGAUUCUGAUGUUAGCCUGAGCACUCGUGCCAGUGCUGCUGUUGACGCUAUUGGAGACAAGAAGGAUGAACAUGUCCACGAUGCCAAGGCCGAUGUUUACAAGGAAGCUGCUAAGCACUAA